Echinostoma caproni is the source of this 360-nucleotide messenger RNA. The record is from the annotation of a GenBank genome assembly. NCBI's taxonomy places the organism in Eukaryota, Metazoa, Platyhelminthes, Trematoda, Plagiorchiida, Echinostomatidae.
AUGGAUAGACGGUCUCCGCACUUGACCGAUGAUUAUCGAUUACGCAACGUGGACCGUCAGCAAUCACGCAAAGAUGAGCGCGAUUCGGACUUAACCAUGGGCGCUCCACCUCGCAAACGUGCCUUUAUCGUGACCCCAACUGAUGUAGAGCCAUCGAUCCUCAAUCCGGAUAUGCGACGUGCUCGUGCACGUCAUCGUAGCCGUGGUCCGGGUGGUACUGGAGCUCCGAUCGAUCGGUCGGAACCUUUCGAAUCAGACGCGGGUAGUUUCGCUGCGGAGCAGCGCCUACGGGAAUUACGCGAGCGUCUCAAUCUAGUGGACGAUAGAAUAGCGGAAAUCAAAGCUGGUUCAGCUCGGUGA